GUGUUACACGACGAUGUGCUAUCGAAGCAGGGCGCCUUCCAACAGCUGACUGAGACAGCGUCCGCGCUGAUGGCGCUCGUGGGAGAUGAUGAGGCGGCCGCGCUGGCUGACCGUCUGCAAGCUGCCACUGACAGAUACCAAGCCCUAGUGGAGCACAGCCUGAACAUCGGCGAACUGCUGGACAACUCGCGCAAGGGUCUCCGGCACCUGGUGCUGACGUACCAAGACCUGUCAGCCUGGAUGGACGGCAUGGAGCAAUACCUCGCCAAGAGGAAGAUCCUUCCGAUGCACAUGGAGAAACUGCUGCGGCAAAUGGAUGAACUAGCUGAAAAAACCGAAGAGAUAGCCUCGAAACAAGAGGCAGUCGACAGCACCGUGGAUUCCGGUCUUGAGCUGAUGAAGCACAUCUCUGGUGAUGAGGCGCUACAGCUCAAGGACAAAUUGGACGCGCUCCAGCGACGCUACAACGACCUCACCAGCAAGGGAGCUGACCUGUUGCGUAUCGCCAGCGAAACGCUGCCGCUGGUGCAGCAGUUCUUCAACACACACAACAGCUUGACGGAAUGGAUGUCCGGCGCCGAGUCAUGCCUGCAAUCUGUGGAGCCGCGCGAAGAGGACAUCCUUCGUCUCGAAGGCGACCUGCAAGAGUUCCGUCCUCUGCUCGACAACAUCAACCUGAUCGGCCCGCAGUUGUGCCAGAUCUCUCCGGGAGAGGGCGCUACGCACAUCGAAGGCAUCGUUACUAGGGACAACCGUCGUUUCGAUGCUAUAGCUGAGCAAGUUCAACGUAAGGCAGAGAGACUGCUGCUCAGCAAGAAGCGCUCCCUGGAAGUGGUCGGCGAUAUGGAAGAGCUCCUCGAAUGGCUGAGGACAGUGUUCGCUCAACUACGCGACGCGGAACCGCCGUCUAGCCAACCGGCUUUAGUGCGCGCGCAGCUGAAGGCUCAGCGGCCGCUUAAUGACGACGUGGCUGCGCAGAGAGUGCGCGUACGCGACCUCUUGUCGCAGGCUAAGAAGGUCCUCCGCGAGUGCCAAUCAUCAGAGGAGACAGCCGUGAUCCGCGACCGCAGCGAGGAGCUGAAGGAGAUGAUGGAGGAGGUGGGGCAGCUCAGCGCGGAGCGCCUCGCCGCGCUCGAGCAGGCGCUGCCUCUGGCCGAGCACUUCGCGGACACUCACCACGGAUUGUCGAUGUGGCUGGACGACAUGGAGAAGCAGAUCCAGAUGCUGGCCAUGCCCGCCCUGCGGCCCGAGCAGAUCGCGCAGCAGCAGGACAAGAACGAGAUGCUGCAACAGUCGAUCCUGGGGCACAAACCACUGGUAGACAAACUCGUCAAGACCGGAGAAGCUCUAGCCCGCCUAGUGGGCGAAGAGGACGCGAACAAAGUCCAGGAUAUAGUGGAGGCAGACUGCGAGCGGUACAACGCGCUGCGGGCUGAGCUACGAACCAGACAGCAGGCGCUUGAACAGGCCCUGCAAGAGUCCUCUCAGUUCUCCGACAAGCUGGAAGGCAUGCUGCGAGCGCUGGCCGGCACGCAGGACCAACUGCAGCGCGCCGAGCCCGUCUCUGCGCACCCGCCUAAGAUUCAAGACCAAAUCGAGGAAAACAACGCGUUAAUUGAAGACCUGGAGAAGCGCACUGAGGCGUACAACGCGGUGCAACGCGCCGCCUCCGACGUGAUCAGCAAGGCCAACAAGAGCGACCCCGCCGUGCGGGACAUUCGCAACAAGCUCGACAAACUGCACAAACUAUGGGACGACGUACAGAAAGCGACGUCAGACCGCGGUCACUCGCUCGACAGUGCGCUGGAAGUCGCCCGCAAGUUCUGGGCUCAACUGGACGCGCUGAUGGCCACGUUGGCCGAGCUGGAGGACACGCUGACCGCCCAGCCGCCGCCCGCCGCGCAGCCGCGCGCUAUACAGGCGCAGCAGGUCGCCCUGCAGGAGAUUAGGCACGAGAUCGACCAUACCAAGCCUGAGGUGGAGAAAGUCCGGAAGACCGGCUCACACCUGAUGUCACUAUGCGGCGAGCCAGACAAGCCAGAGGUCAAGAAGCACAUGGAAGACCUGGACAGCGCCUGGGACAACGUCACAGCGCUGUACGCGCGACGAGAGGAGAACCUCAUCGACGCCAUGGAGAAGGCUAUGGAGUUCCAUGACACUCUACAGAACCUGCAAGAAUUCCUCGACAAGGCUGAGGACAAGUUCUCCCGCAUGGGCGCACUGGGCUCAGACAUCGACGCAGUGAAGCGACAGAUCUCUCAACUAGCCUCGUUCAAGCAAGAGGUCGACCCGCAUAUGGUGAAGGUCGAAGCCCUUAACAGGCAAGCUCAAGAGCUGACGGAGCGCACAUCAUCCGAGCAAGCGGCGGCCAUCAAGCAACCUCUCACCGAAGUGAACACGCGCUGGUCGGCGUUACUACGCGGCAUGGUGGAGCGUCAGCAACAGCUGGAGCGAGCUCUGCUGCGGCUAGGACAGCUGCAGCACGCGCUGCAGGAGCUGCUGGCGUGGAUCAACCACACUAGCGACACGCUCGACACGCUCAAGCCGGUGGCCGGAGACCCUCAGAUCCUGGAGGUGGAGCUGGCUAAGGACUCGACCAACUAUUAUCAAACUUUAGAAAUACCUCCUAGCGGUAAUGACGGCACCGACGAGGCGAGUGAGACUGCGGACAAGCUGAACACUCUCAAUAGGAAGUGGCGAGAGCUGCAGCAGAAGGCUCGAGACCGCCAGGCCGAGCUGGAAGAUGCCCUGAGGGAAGCGCAGAGCUUCAACGCGGAAAUCGGCGACUUGCUGUCGUGGCUGUCAGAGGUGGAUGGAGUUAUCACCGCCUCCAAGCCCGUCGGUGGUCUGCCGGAAACCGCCUCGGAACAGCUUGAGAGGUUCAUGGAGGUUUACAACGAGAUCGAAGCCAACCGGCCCAAGGUGGAGGCAGUUCUGCAGCAGGGCCAAGAGUACCUGCGCCGGCAGGAGAAGCCCAACCCCUCCAGCCAGCUGCACCAGAACCUCAAGAACCUCAAGACCAGAUGGGACAACAUCACUGCCAGAGCAUCGGACAAGAAGAUUAAACUGGAGAUCGCGCUGAAGGAGGCGACGGAAUUCCACGACGCGCUGCAAGCCUUCGUGGACUGGCUGACUGGCGCUGAGAAGACGCUCUCCUCUGCCAAGCCUGUCUCUAGGGUCAUGGAGACUCUGCUGGUUCAAAUCGAGGAGCACAAGUCCUUCCAAAAGGAAGUGGCCACACAUCGCGAGACCAUGCUCCACCUGGACAAGAAAGGCACUCACCUCAAGUACUUCAGCCAGAAGCAGGACGUCAUCCUCAUCAAGAAUCUGCUGGUUUCCGUUCAACAUCGCUGGGAGCGCGUUGUUGCCAAGUGCGCUGAGCGAACCAGAGCAUUAGACCAUGGCGUUAAAGAGGCCAAGGAGUUUAGCGACAUGUGGAACAACCUGAUGAACUGGCUCAAUGACACCGAGAAACAACUGGACGAGCUCAACUCGGAAACGACUGUCAACGACCCGGAGAAGAUCAAACAGAGACUGUCGAAGCACCGCGAGUUCCAAAAGGCGCUGGCAGCCAAGCAGCCCGUCUACGACCAGACGCAGAAGGUCGGCAAGACGCUCAAGGACAAAGCGCCGAAGACCGAUGAACCCACCCUUCGCACUAUGCUGCAGGAUCUCAAGACCAAGUGGACUACCGUUUGCUCCAAGGCUGUCGACCGACAACGCAAGCUGGAAGAGGCGCUGCUAUACUCCGGACAGUUCAAGGACGCGAUGUCAGCCCUGCUGGAGUGGCUGAAGAAACAGCAGAGCAAGUUAGCCGCCGACUCGCCCGUCCAUGGCGACCUGGACACCGUCAUGGCGCUCAUCGAACAGCACAAGCAAUUCGAGGAAGAUUUCCACUCGCGCGAACAACAGAUGCAGUCCGUACUGAAGACCGGCAAAGAUCUGGAAGCCACGGUGCCGCGCGAAGACGCGAGCAGCAUCAGACAGCAGUGCAGCGAACUCAAGCAGGCUUGGGACUCCGUCCAAAGUCUGAGCGAAAAGAAAGCGCACCGGCUGGAAUCUGCGCUCAAGGAGGCUGAGAAACUCCACAAAUCCGUGAACAUGCUUCUCGAAUGGCUCUCCGACGCCGAGACCAAACUUCGCUUCUCCGGCCAACUGCCCGAAGGCGACCAGGAGACCCAGCAGCAGAUCCGCGACCACGAGCGGUUCAUCCGCGAGCUGAAGGAGAAGCAGCGAGACAAGGACGACACGAUCAGCCUGGCUCACUCGAUCCUGGGCAAGGCGCAUCCGGACGCGGUGACGGUUAUUAAGCACUGGAUCACCAUCAUACAGAGCCGGUGGGAUGAGGUGUGGCAAUGGGCGAUGCAGCGCGGCGGCAAGCUGGACGCGCACAUGCAGAGCCUCAAAGACCUGGACUCUGUGCUGGAAGAGCUGCUGCAAUGGCUCAUGGGACUUGAGAAUACCCUGCUUUCAUUGGAAGCAGAGCCUCUGCCAGAAUCCAUCGAACUGCUGGAAGGCCUCAUCGAAGACCACAAGGAGCUUAUGGAGAACACGCAGAAGAGACAGAACGAGGUCGACCGCGUCUGCAAGGCUUACCAGGUCAAAGCUCAGAGCCAAGGAAGGGAGUCGACACCACGCAAGGUGUCGGUGAAGUCGGCCGUCAAGGGUGCCCCUGGACGCGGUUCGCAGCACGAUUUGAACCGAGAGCGAUCGGUGUCGCCCGACUAUUACGGAUCGAGGCGGUACAGUCGCGUGAGCCCGGGCCGCGAGACUCCCGACCGCAACCUGCCGCACUACGGACCCAGGUUCCCGCCGAGGGGCAGCAAGGGCGCCGAGCCGGAAUUCCGCUCACCGCGCGUCCGCCAACUGUGGGACAAAUGGCGCACCGUCUGGCUUCUGGCGUGGGAGCGUCAGCGCCGCCUGCACGAGCGCCUAGCGCACCUCAAAGAGCUGCAGCGCGUGUCCAACUUCAGCUGGGACGACUGGAGGAAGCGGUUCCUGAAGUUCAUGAACCACAAAAAGUCCCGUCUGACGGACCUGUUCCGCAAGAUGGACAAGGACAACAACGGGCUGAUCCCGCGCAACGAGUUCAUCGACGGAAUCAUCAACACAAAAUUCGACACUUCCCGGCUGGAGAUGGGCGCCGUGGCCGAUCUGUUCGACAGGAACGGCAGCGGGCUCAUCGACUGGGAGGAGUUCAUCGCGGCGCUGCGACCCGACUGGGUGGAGCGCCGCGGGCCGCCGACAGACGCCGACAAGAUCCACGACGAGGUGAAGCGGCUGGUGAUGCUCUGCACGUGUCGACAAAAGUUCCGCGUGUUCCAGGUCGGCGAGGGGAAAUACCGGUUCGGCGACUCCCAAAAGCUGCGCCUGGUCCGCAUCCUGCGCUCGACCGUGAUGGUCCGCGUGGGGGGCGGCUGGGUGGCGCUCGACGAGUUCCUCGUCAAGAACGACCCCUGCAGAGCCGAGGAGUUUUUGGAGCAGCUGAAGCCCAUAUUUGAGGCAUUAAGGCAGCGAGAAGAGCUUCCGUGUUCGUACCCACUGCACGUCGGUUCCACGCACGGCACAAAGCAGGCCUUCAUAUACGGCCACUCAAGAUCUCAGGGCUCGACGACUCCGGGCGCGCAUCACUACACGCAUCACCACGGCUACCAACCCUCUCCAGGAUACCACUGGGUGCGCGAACGAACGGCGCGCUCGGUGCCUAUGUCAGGCGGCGUUCAAGGGCGUGCUUCACGUUCAUCACUGAGCGCUGGAACGCCAGACUCCCUGAGCGAUAACGAAGCUGCCAGCGGACUCGGGGCAAGAUAUAAGAAGCCUAGUGUGCCAAGAUCGACAUUGACGCCUGGAGGUUCACGGCCUGGUUCCAGACCGGGAUCAAGGACAGGCUCCAAGCCUCCUUCGAGACAUGGGUCUAACCUCUCAUUAGAUAGUACAGAUGACGUAUUAACGCCUUCCCGCAUACCGAUGCGCAAAGUGACCAACACUCGUGCAUCGACAGCACGCGCGGCGGCCAACGCCGCCAAGCUCGGUGUGGCCACGCCUAAUGGCGGCUCCCGGCCUCGCACUCCCACCGGUCUCCUCACACCAGCCAGUGGAAGGUACCCUAGCGGAGCGAUGUACCGCACGUCCAGUAUACCAACACUGUCGCCGGUGCCGGCGCUCGUGAGCUCGACACAUUCCCAACCGUCCUCAAUGGUUUCCGAACUUCCCAAAUCUGCGUCUCACACUCAUCCCGCAUUCCAUACCCAGGGCUCUACAAAAAUCCCAGUGUACGUGGGCACCCGAUCUCAAAGGUCCCCUUCAGUCGAGAGACGAUUGAAAAUUUCUCGAAAAUCCCAAUCCCGAGAAAUGUCCCAGGAACCCAGUCCUACCUCUCAAGACCCUUCGAGAAAAUCCGAGCAGAGAAGUCCAGAAGAUGACUCCUCGUUAUUCAGCAUAUCGGGAAUGACAAGCGACAAUGAAUAUGAGAGUAACAUAAGCGAGUCGAGUGGCGACGCAUCAAAGCCGACCCAGCGAGACAUCAAAGGGAGCGGGUCGUUUGCCUCGACCGAUGGCCACACUCCCGGCCGCAGCCGUAUACCAGUGCUUAAGGAUCACCAUACUAACAGUAAUUCCAAUAGGCAAAGAACACCAUCCGGCAGCACGACGCCAGUGCGGCCGGGGCAGCAGACAGCGGUGUCGCGGCUGCUGCGAAAACCGUCAGACGCGUCGGACAGCGGAGCGCCUGCCACCCCGGGCUCGCGCCGCGGCACGCCUGCUUCUUCGAGAACGAUCGAAAAGCGCGAGCCUUUUAGGCUGUAGACGAUUUAAGGACGAUAUAAAGAAUAAUACCGCUGUAAUUACAUCGCUGAUGAAAAAAUGUCUUCCGAAGACAUUUUUUCCUAUAGUGAAGUUUGCGGAUAAUAGUUACCUGUGUGAUGAGAGUCGCUUUGACUUGUGAUAUUACGUAUUCACGAUUUUUUUUUCGCUUUAUUGUAUUUGAUGUCUAGGCAAAAUAUAUGAAAAUCUAUUCCAUCUUUAAGAAAUCUUUUUGAGUCGUUGCGACUGUCAUGAGCAUAGAGAAUGUUAUAAUUAAUACUAACCGAGAAUUAACCGAUUCGCGAAUUAAGCAAAGCUUAAUGUUAUAUAAGAACGAAUUUGCGAAUGUGGCUUUUUAGUUAAGUAAAAGUUAAUAGACGGUAGUAGUAAAACGUAAAGUCUGCACUUGUUGCCUUGUAUACUUAUUUUUUUCUACAAUCUGUGCAGUUUUGUGCACAUUGAAUUAGUUCUUUUAUUUAUUUUGUGUUGUCAGUAUUCUCCAGUAAACUCUUGCUGUGUCUAAGCAAGAUAUGAUUUCUGUAUCAAUGUGAAUAUUCCCCCUUUCUCUUAUUUAUUGUCAACGUUGCCAUAUGUUAGUGUAUGUUUUGUAUGUAAAAUACGUAUUACGGUCUCUCUAUUGAGACUGGCUGGACGGAAAAGUGUGAUUUUGUAACCUUUUUGUAAUAUUGUUUUCUUUUAGGGACCAUUUUGUAAACGAACUAUUGAGUAGGUAAUGGUGGGCCAGCGUUUGUGUUGAUCGCAUUCACGCGCGUCGUUACGCCAGACUUCGUGUGUUGAUAGGUCAAUAUCAAAUUUUGGCCAGUCAUUUGUUAAGGUGAUAAAUAGUCGUUGAGUAAUUAAUUUUGUAUGCACAAUCAUGUUUUCAUUAUUUCUCGUAUAUUUUUUUGUGUUCACUUUUAUUGGUAUGAAUGAUGUGAUGUUUAUCAUUCGAUAUGUAUGUACACAUUAUGUACAUGUUAUUAUAUUUAUACGGUGAUAUUGCACAAUUUUGUUAUAACGGUAAUAAAGUGUUAUUUGGUUAACGAAGAGCAUGAAGUGCGCACUUCUAUCGCCAAAGUAGUGUGCCUUUUAUGUAUUAUAUAAAAUAUCUGCUCAUGAAAAUAAUUCCAAAACGGACUUUUAUGUUUAAGAGAUUUAACUAAAGUACACGUUGUCGCAAAAGACAU
This is a messenger RNA of Leguminivora glycinivorella, 7988 nucleotides long. RefSeq names its product microtubule-actin cross-linking factor 1-like. Gene Ontology annotation, molecular function: calcium ion binding; microtubule binding; structural molecule activity. The annotation marks the transcript as partial. Gene Ontology annotation, biological process: intermediate filament cytoskeleton organization; wound healing. Gene Ontology annotation, cellular component: cytoplasm; membrane; intermediate filament. NCBI's taxonomy places the organism in Eukaryota, Metazoa, Arthropoda, Insecta, Lepidoptera, Tortricidae. The record is from RefSeq and is a predicted model, not a curated record. The transcript is spliced from 45 exons.